AUGCCUUCCAAGGCCGAAGAGAAUCUGCCCGCGACGAACGAGGGAUACGGGACAAGGGAGUAUUGGGAGCAACGAUAUACCAACGAAGCGCCCGACACCACUUUUGACUGGUUCUUGACACCAUCCUACUUGAUCCCUAUCAUACGAGAGCAGACACAAGACAUAGGCACGAGUGCGAGGGUGUUGAUGUUGGGUUGCGGCAACUCGGCACUCUCAGAAGCUAUGUACGAAGCGGGCUGGAAGAACAUUGUCAACAUCGAUUAUUCUGAAAAAGUCAUACAACAGAUGUCAGAGCGACACGCAGACAAGCCUGAGAUGAGAUGGCAGGUAAUGGAUGUUUUGGAUCUACAGUUUGAGAAGGAGUCCUUUGACUUGAUAAUAGAUAAAGGAACUAUGGAUGCCAUGUUAACCACUAAGGGUGAUCCAUGGAACCCGCCCGAGAAGGAUGUCAUUGCGUGCACCAAAGAAGUCAGCGAAGCACUGAGGGUCCUGAAGAAGAGCACUACAUCUAAAUUCAUGUACUUCACUUUUGGUCAACCUCACUUUCGGAGAAGAUAUUUGGAGGGCCGAGAAGGGUCCAACCUGACAGUGCAGGAGAUCGGACCACCAGAAGGAUUUGCCUAUCACAUGUUUAUCCUAAGUUGUGGUGACUAA
Messenger RNA from Kockovaella imperatae, 654 nucleotides. RefSeq names its product S-adenosyl-L-methionine-dependent methyltransferase. The coding region runs from base 1 to 654 and encodes 217 amino acids. Lineage: Eukaryota; Fungi; Basidiomycota; Tremellomycetes; Tremellales; Cuniculitremaceae. The record is from RefSeq and is a predicted model, not a curated record. The transcript has 11 exons.